AUGCCAGAGAAGAAUCCUCCGGUAUUAGAGAAGUAUGAUGGCUCGAUAGAUCCCGACGAUCAUCUUAGGAUCUUCACUAAUGCAAUGACGCUCUACACAGACAGUGAUUCAUUCAUAUGCAGAGCUUUCUCCUUGUCACUCAAGGACGAGGCAUUGGAGUGGUAUAACACUCUUCCCCCAAACACAGUAGAUUGCUUCGCCACCGCCGAAACCCUUUUUAGAAGGCAAUACGCCUCUAAUCAGAAACAGGAGAUAACACCAGUGAAAUUAGUAAAUACUAAACAGGGGAAGGAUGAAACCUUGAAGGCAUUCAUGAAAAGAUACAACAAAACCGCACGACGAGUUAAAGAGGUUAAUCACUCUUUUAUUAUUAACAACUUACCUUCAUGCUUGAAACCAGGAUAUUUUGCUAAAAAACUGUAUGCGCGGCCACCGAAAACCAUGGAGGAGCUCCAUAAAAGAGUAGCUGAAUUCAUCCGCAUGGAGGAUAUGCGAAUCUUGCAAAGAAAGAAACAACAAGAAGUCUCUACAAGCGGAAACCAAAAGGAGGGCAAACAAUUGUUCAAUAGUAGUGACAAAAGUGGAGGUACGUUUCAUAAGGAUUUCAUCCGAACACCCAGGUAUAAUCAUUACACUGCCCUCAAAGCACCCGAGGUAAAAGUUCUUGAGGAAGCUCUGAAUACUGAACUUCUUACAAUUCGGAGAAAGUCUUCUCCAAAGGACGCUGACGAAAGGAAAAGUUAUCGGUUCCAUCAGAACUGUGGACAUACUAUAGAGGAAUGCCUUACGCUAAAAGAUGAGAUAGAAAGGCUCAUCCGAGGAGGCCAUCUGCAGAAAUUCGUAGGAGAAAGGACCCGAACAAAGAGUCCUACCAAAGAAAAGUCUCAACGUAGAGAAACCGACCGGUCAUAUUAA
Molecule: messenger RNA, 915 nt
Organism: Vigna radiata var. radiata (mung bean)
Lineage: Eukaryota; Viridiplantae; Streptophyta; Magnoliopsida; Fabales; Fabaceae
Exons: 1
Coding region: 1-915 (304 amino acids)
Source: RefSeq, a predicted model, not a curated record